This is a messenger RNA of Suricata suricatta (meerkat), 2741 nucleotides long. It is a transcript of the gene POLR3C, whose product is annotated as RNA polymerase III subunit C. The transcript is spliced from 14 exons. Bases 1064 to 2668 code for a protein of 534 amino acids. Gene Ontology annotation, cellular component: RNA polymerase III complex. Gene Ontology annotation, molecular function: single-stranded DNA binding. Gene Ontology annotation, biological process: DNA-templated transcription. The record is from RefSeq and is a predicted model, not a curated record. Lineage: Eukaryota; Metazoa; Chordata; Mammalia; Carnivora; Herpestidae.
AAAUGCUGCCUGCACCAAGCGGCCUUCUCGCCGGACCAGGGGUCCCAGUCUGGAACGGGAAGCUGCUAGAAGGAUGUGAAGAGUCGGGAGCCGAGCUCCUUGGAAGUCCUUUUCUCAGGAUGCCCCAAAGACAUGUGGGUGGGAAUACGGAGGCUGAGAGGCAAAGACGCGGCCUUCGGGGAUCUGGGAGAAUAAACAAACAAACCAGUGUUUGGUAGCACUUGGGAUAGUAAGGAGGUCGUUUUGCUGUAGAGUCGACUAGGUCUGUUUUGGCUUGUGUUUACUUUGUCAAGAAGUAGAAAUUUCAGAAGUGAACACCGCCUUUCAGACCGCAUACUUCAUCUCCUGUUUGAAACACCCCGCUGGGAAGUGUCCCUUUAUUUUAUUUUUCUAAGUUGUCAUUUCCUUUAUGGACUGGGAAUGCCAUUGCCUGUUCACUCCCAGUGGGCUGUGAACAGUGGCAUUAAUUCUUCCAAGCGAAUGAAAUACAAAAUUUAGGGUCAAUGACAUUGCAAAACCAUCUACAACGGUUUUUGAAGAAAAUGAGAAUGGCACCUAAUCCCAUCAAGGUCAAGUUGACAUAUAGUCUUCCGGUCUUUUGUCUUUUUUUUCUAUGCGCACAUACUUCCUUUUUUUUGUCUUUCAUAGUAAUUGAAUUUUCCUCUACUUUUUGCUUUGUGACCUGCUUCUUCCACUUAGUGAACAAUUUUCUAUGCUUCAUGCAUAAAUUUUGUUUUACAUGGCGGUGUAGUAUUCCCUUGUAUGGGCAUGCCAUCAUUUACUGAAUUAAUUCCUUAUUGUUAGACAUUAGGUUGUUUCCGGUAUAUCGGUACUCUAAGCAGAAGUACAGUGACACCUUUUUAUUAUUUUCUUGAGACAGAGUAUCUAAAAUGAAAUUAUUAAGUUGAAGGGAUGCAAGAUUUUAAGGCUUUUGAUAGUAAUGUCAAAAUUGCCUUCAGAAAGUACAUGAAUUUGCACUCAGAAGCUCUGCUUCCAACGUAAAAGAAAAACUUUCCAUCAUACAGCCUUUUUUUCCCUCCUUAGCUCUGAGACCCCUUGUACAAUGACUCAAGCAGAAAUUAAACUUUGUUCUUUGUUGCUGCAAGAGCAUUUUGGAGAGAUCGUAGAAAAAAUUGGAGUCCAUCUAAUCAGAACUGGCAGCCAGCCAUUGAGAGUCAUUGCCCACGACACAGGGGCAUCGCUGGAUCAGGUCAAAAAAGCCCUUUGUGUGCUCAUCCAGCAUAACCUGGUGAUCUAUCAAGUGCACAGACGUGGUGUAGUGGAGUAUGAAGCCCAGUGCAGCCGGGUCUUGCGGAUGCUCCGGUAUCCCCGGUACAUCUAUACUGCCAAAACACUGUACAGUGACACUGGAGAGCUCAUUGUUGAGGAGCUGCUGUUGAAUGGCAAAAUGACAAUGUCAGCUGUUGUGAAGAAAGUGGCAGACCGCCUUACAGAGACUAUGGAGGAUGGGAAGACCAUGGACUACUCUGAGGUAUCAAACACCUUUGUGCGACUAGCAGACACCCACUUCGUGCAGCGUUGCCCCUGGGUGCCUGUUACUGAGAAUUCAGACCCUGGGCCACCCCCACCUGCCCCCAUUCUUGUCAUCAGUGAAAAGGACAUGUACUUGGUUCCUAAACUGAGCCUGAUAGGGAAAGGUAAAAGGAGAAGGUCAUCUGAUGAGGACGCCGCUGGAGAGCCCAAGGCCAAAAGACCCAAACACGGCACAGAUCACAAAGAGCCCAUUCCAGACGAUGGGAUUUACUGGCAGGCCAACCUUGACAGAUUCCACCAGCACUUUCGUGACCAAGCCAUUGUCAGCGCGGUGGCCAACAGGAUGGACCAGACCAGCAGCGAGAUCGUGCGGACUAUGCUCCGGAUGAGUGAGAUUACCACUCCCUCUUCUGCUCCCUUCACCCAGCCGCUGUCUUCCAAUGAGAUCUUUAGGUCCCUACCUGUUGGCUAUAACGUCUCUAAACAAGUUCUCGAUCAGUAUCUCACUCUCCUGGCAGAUGACCCGCUAGAGUUUGUUGGAAAGUCUGGCGACAGUGGUGGAGGAAUGUAUGUCAUCAACCUGCAUAAAGCUCUAGGAUCCCUAGCCACAGCCACUCUGGAGUCUGUCGUGCAGGAGAGGUUUGGGUCUCGCUGUGCCAGAAUAUUCCGUCUAGUUUUGCAGAAGAAACACCUGGAGCAGAAACAGGUAGAAGACUUUGCAAUGAUUCCAGCAAAGGAGGCAAAGGAUAUGCUUUAUAAGAUGCUGUCAGAAAAUUUUAUGUCACUCCAGGAAAUUCCCAAAACCCCAGACCAUGCCCCAUCCAGGACCUUCUAUUUAUACACUGUGAACAUCCUGUCAGCUGCGCGGAUGUUGCUGCACAGGUGCUAUAAGAGCAUUGCCAACUUAAUAGAAAGGAGACAGUUUGAAACCAAAGAGAACAAGCGUCUGCUAGAAAAGUCUCAGAGGGUGGAAGCCAUCCUUGCAUCUAUGCAGGCUACAGGUGCAGAGGACGCACAGCUCCAGGAAAUAGAGGAGAUGAUCACAGCCCCUGAACGCCAGCAGUUAGAAACCCUGAAGCGUAAUGUGAACAAGUUGGACGCCAGUGAGAUCCAGGUAGAUGAAACCAUCUUCCUUCUGGAGUCCUAUAUUGAGAGCACUAUGAAGAGACAAUGACACAGAAGAUGAGCCUUCCUCAAGAAGUCUGAGGAGAUUGGAAGGAAAACUGAAGGCGGUGCCUGAUGCAUUU